AUGUCCAACCUUCAGAAGUUCUGGUUAGUCUUUGGACCCUUUACCAUCCCUUUUGACAACGAACUCGCCUACUGUUACCAGUGUAUCUUCGCAGGCCCGAAUACUUACACUGAUAAUGUUGCCUCGGUGGAUGAAUCAGUCCAUUGCCGGCUGCUGCUAGAGUCUGACGAAGAGCCCGGUCCCGAUUUCUUUGAGAAGAUGUCUCGUACUGCGACUGAUCUUCUUGCUGCGUAUGCCAAAGCUAUCGAGAAGGGCGAGGCUGAUGAGUCUAGCUUGCUCUUCUUGCUGCCGAGUAACUAUUAUGAGCAGGACAGUGUUUGA
Molecule: messenger RNA, 321 nt
Organism: Aspergillus terreus NIH2624
Lineage: Eukaryota; Fungi; Ascomycota; Eurotiomycetes; Eurotiales; Aspergillaceae
Exons: 2
Coding region: 1-321 (106 amino acids)
Source: RefSeq, a predicted model, not a curated record